CCAUGCAACAGUAAGCUAGCAGCAGCAGCUAAUCGCCACAUUUGACCCUGUGUACCAUGAUGAACUAGACAUCCGGGCUGAGUGGAUGGAAGAUGGCGACACCUAUCCUCCCUGGUGAAUGGAUCAAGAACUGGGAAAAAUCAGGAAAACAAGAAUUUGUACAACUCUGCAAAGAACUCACAGAGAAGACAGACCAUGGAAGCGAGCUUAGAGACAUGCAGGCAGCUUUGUAUGAGCUCUGCUGGCAAGUUGUACAGGGGAACCUGAAGUUGGACCUUGUCGUCACUGUCCUUGGGGACAUGAUGGAACUCCGAGAUGAUAUGUCAUCAAUUUUAGCUGACGUGUUCUGUAUUCUAGAUAUAGAGACUGGUGCCCUGGAAGAUAAAAACAAACGAGACCAUUACACACAGCUGGUUGGAGCAUGUUUGAUUUUUGUUCCAGAAGCCACCCUGAAAGAGAGACUGGAUCCAGAAACACUUGAAUCUCUUGGACUAAUAAAACAGGCUCAUCAAUUCAAUCAGAAAAUUGUAAAAAUCAAAACAAAACUUUUCUACAAGCAACAGAAGUUUAACUUGCUACGAGAGGAAAAUGAGGGCUACGCCAAAUUAAUCACUGAGCUUGGCCAAGACCUGUCAGGCAAUGUCACCAGCCACCUUGUCCUGGAGAGCAUCAAAUCCCUCAUAGGAUGUUUCAACUUAGACCCUAAUCGUGUUCUGGACAUAAUUCUGGAGGUGUACGAGAGCCGAUCUGACCAAGAUGAGUUUUUCCUGUCUCUAAUCAAGUCCUACAUGUGUGAACCACUCACCCUUUGCCACAUCCUGGGCUUUAAAUUUAAAUUCUACCAGGAGCCAAAUGAGGAAACCCCUAAAUCUCUCUAUCACAUUGCUGCUGCUCUGCUUCAUCACAACCUGAUAGAGCUUGAAGAUCUCUAUGUACAUCUUAUGCCACUAGAUGCCACCAUAAUAGAAGAACACAAACGAGACAUCUCAGAAGCCAAGCAGAUCGCCCGCAAGCUGGUAAUGGUUGUGUUGCCCUCAGAAAAAAACGAUGACAAAGAAAAGGAGAAGGAGAAGGAGGAAGAGAAAAAUGAGAAGCCACCUGAUAACCAAAAGCUUGGUCUGUUAGAAGCACUGCUUAAAAUUGGAGACUGGCACCAUGCCCAGAGUAUUAUGGACCAGAUGCCUUUCUUCUAUGCUACUUCUCACAAGGCCAUUGCACUGGCGCUGUGCCAGCUUGUGCACCUGAUGGUGGAGCCUCUUUACAGAAGAGCUGGCGUGCCUAAAGGGGCCAGAGGUUGCGUAAUGCAUCCACUGAAGAACAAGCGAGCCCCUCAGCCUGCAGAAAACUUUGAAGACCUACGCAGGGACACGUUCAGCAUGCUCUGCUACCUAGGCCCUCACCUUUCCCAUGACCCCAUCCUCUUCGCUAAGAUUGUGCGCCUGGGCAAAGCCUUCAUGAAAGAGUACCAAAGUGAUGGGAGACCUGAUGUCAAGGACAAAAUGGACACAUUGUUGAGCUGUUUCCUGAGCAUUGCAGACCAAGUGCUUCUGCCUUCCCUUUCUCUGAUGGAGUGUAACGCCUGCAUGUCUGAGGAGCUGUGGGGCCUCUUCAAACUCUUUCCCUACCAACACAGGUACAGGUUAUAUGGACAAUGGAAGAAUGAAACCUAUUCCAGUCAUCCACUACUGGUUAAAGUCAAAGCUCAGACUGUGGAAAGAGCCAAAUACAUUAUGAAGCGGUUGACCAAAGACAAUGUGAAACAGUCUGGAAGGCAAAUUGGCAAGUUGAGCCAUAGCAAUCCCACCAUUCUCUUUGAUUAUAUGCUGUCUCAGAUCCAGUGGUACGACAAUCUCAUCGUUCCAGUGGUGGAUUCCUUGAAGUACCUCACAUCCCUUAAUUAUGAUGUCUUGGCCUAUUGCAUCAUUGAGGCUCUGGCUAAUCCAGAAAAGGAGAAGAUGAAGCAUGAUGACACCACAAUCUCUUCAUGGCUUCAGAGUCUGGCAAGUCUGUGUGGGUCUGUGUUCAGAAAAUACCCAAUUGAGUUGGCUGGCCUUCUUCAGUAUGUUACAAAUCAGCUCAAAGCAGGGAAGAGCUUUGACCUGUUGAUUCUAAAAGAGGUGGUACAGAAGAUGGCUGGCAUUGAAAUCACUGAUGAGAUGACAUCAGAGCAGUUGGAGGCCAUGACAGGAGGGGAGCAACUCAAAGCUGAGGGCGGGUAUUUUGGCCAAAUAAGGAACACAAAGAAGUCAUCGCAGCGCCUGAAAGAUGCACUGCUGGACCACGAACUGGCUCUGCCACUGUGUCUGCUAAUGGCUCAGCAGCGAAAUGGUGUGGUGUUCUUAGAAGGUGGAGAAAAACAUCUUAAGCUUGUUGGCCACCUCUAUGAUCAGUGCCAUGACACAUUGGUGCAGUUUGGUGGCUUUCUGGCCUCAAACCUCAGCACCGAGGACUACAUCAAACGGGUUCCUUCCAUUGAUGUUCUUUGCAACCAGUUCCACACGCCACACGAUGCUGCAUUCUUCCUCUCUCGACCAAUGUACGCCCAUCAGAUAUUGUCUAAGUAUGAUGAGCUAAAGAAAGCAGAGAAAGGUAACCGCCAGCAGCAGAAGGCCCACAAGUAUGUGACUGCUUGUGAGCAAGUGAUGACCCCAGUGCAUGAAGCGGUGGUGUCACUCCAUCCCGCCAGAGUCUGGGACGACCUCCGUCCUCAGUUCUAUGCCACCUUCUGGUCCCUCACCAUGUACGACCUGGCUGUCCCUCAGUCUGCCUAUGAGCGUGAGGUCAACAAGCUCAAGGCCCAGAUCAAAGCAAUUGAGGAAAACCCAGAGAUCCCCUUGAAUAAGAAAAAGAAGGAGAAAGAGCGUUGUACUGCCCUGCAGGAAAAACUUCAGGAGGAAGAGAAAAAGCAGGCGGAACAUGUUCAGAGGGUUCUUCACCGCCUUAAACUGGAGAAAGACAAUUGGUUGUUGGCCAAAUCCACAAAGAAUGAGACCAUAACAAAGUUCCUGCAGCUCUGUCUGUUCCCUCGCUGCAUCUUCUCCUCCAUCGAUGCCGUCUACUGUGCCCGCUUCGUCGAGCUGGUCCACCAACAGAAGACACCAAACUUCUGCACCCUCCUGUGCUACGACAGGGUGUUCUCUGCUAUUAUUUACACUGUGGCCAGUUGUACAGAGAAUGAGUCCCAUCGUUAUGGACGCUUCCUAUGCUGUAUGUUGGAGACAGUGACCCGCUGGCACAGUGACCGCUCAACCUAUGAGAAGGAGUGUGUCAAUUACCCCGGUUUCCUGACCAUCUUCAGAGCCACAGGUUUUGAUGGUGGGAAUAAAGCAGAUCAACUGGAUUAUGAAAACUUUAGGCAUGUGGUGCACAAAUGGCACUACAUGCUGACUAAAGCUUCAGUUCACUGCCUGGAGACAGGCGAUUACACACACAUUAGGAAUAUACUUAUUGUGCUUACAAAGAUCCUGCCGUGCUACCCUAAGGUCCUCAACCUCGGCCAAGCACUAGAGGCUCGGGUCCACAAGAUCUGCCUAGAGGAGAAGGACAAGAGGCCAGACCUUUAUGCCUUAGCAAUGGGUUAUUCAGGUCGUUUGAAAAGCCAGAAGGUGCACAUGGUCCCUGAAAACGAGUUUCAUCACAAGGAGCAGCCAGCACGCAGUGCCACGCCAGCCAAUCAACAGAACGGCCCCGGCAGCACAGGCAAGCCCGCCACCAGCGCAAACAAGACGGAAGAAGGGAUUUCAGAGGAGGGGGAUCGGGGAAAAGACAAAUCUCAGGGGUCCACAAAGCCAGUGAACAAAGCCAACAGUGCAGCAGCCAAAGUGACCACCAGCAACGGGAACAGUGCUGUGAACAGCUCCAAAGCAGUAAAAGAACGGGAUGACAAAGAGAAGAGUGUGAAGGAGAAAAAAGAUAAGAAGGAAAAGACACCGGGCAGCACUCCCGAGACAAAGGCAGAGAACCGCCGGGAGAAACAGAGAGACGAGAGAGCGGGGAAGGAGGAGCGGGCGGCUCGUGAGGGUAAGGAGAAGACGCCCAAGGCCGACCGCGAGAAAGCAAAGGCAGAGGAAAAGAUCAGCAAAGACGACAAGGCCAAAACCGGCAACGGGGAGCCCAUGGAGCCAACCAGGGAGCGCGAUGCCAUUAAGGAGGCCAAGACCAAGGAGAAAGGAGACAGGAGUGCUGUGGCCGGGUCCCUCAAGUCACCAGUUCCCAGAUCAGAGUCGGCUGAAUCUGAGAGGGAUCACAAAAGACGAAAGCUCGACACUCACUCUUCUCCAUCCCACUCCUCGUCUGUUAAGGACAAUAACAACGAACCCAAGGAGACCGCAUCCAAGCACCACAUCAUCUACAAUUCAGUAGACCGGUCCAAGAGCAGAGAGGGGGAGAUAGAGAAGAAAGAUUUGGAGAACUCACAGAGUCGAUCCAAAGAGAAGAAGGAAGAAAAGGAUCGAAAAGACAGAAAACGAGACCACACACUCAAUGACCGUGAGACGAGCCAAGAGUCCAAACGCAGAAAGGAUGAGAAUGGAACCAAUUCCUCCAAAAACAGCAAAAGCACAAGUCCAUCUGACUCCCCACUUUUAGCUGAGAAAGAGAAGAGCAAAAGAUCGAAAUCUUCUAGUAAAGAGAAGGCAGAGUCUGUGAAGCCUGAGCGGACGUCAUCUGGAGGCAAAAAGGAGUCCAGACAUGAGAAAGCAGAGAAGAAAGAAAAGAGAGAGAGCAGCGGAGGAAAGGAAGAAAAAAAGCAUCAUAAGUCCUCUGACAAGCACAGAUAAUGUGCACUAAUCAGUGAAGGUAAGCCGCGCUCAGCUUCUAAGCAGCACUAGAUACAGCAGCCCUGUUGUCAGUAUCUGAUGUGUGUUUUUUCUCCUUGUCUCUGAUCCUCGUGUGCAGCAGCAGAACUGGAGAAGCUGUGCUUUUAUCUGCAAGACAUUUGAACUCCAUCUGUACUAUGUUCUUAAAAACUAAUUUCUGCCCGUGUUCUUCUUUCCCAAGUGUUGUUAGCCGUGUUAGCAUCUGCACCUGCAGAUCACCUCAUUAUUUCCCCCGUCAGUAUAAACAAGCUGCAAUAUUUGUUUGUUUUUGGAUAGUGUUAUUUGGUUUCUUUCUUUCAGUACGAGCAAAAGCUGCUGCUCUAAUCACAACAUUAUUACUCUAAUUAGAAAAUUGGUUACUGUAUUAAAUUAUCUUGGUAGCGUCCGUUAAUGAGUUCAAUAUUCUUGUGCUUGAAUUUUGUUUUCUUGUACAUUGUCAGGCUUUGCCCUUUGCUCGUUUAUAUUGGAGUUAACACGCUUUCCGUACUCACUUACCUCAUCCUGUUUGAGAUAUUUAGAUACUCUUUAUUUAUUUAUCUCCAACUUUUAAUCUGUGUAAGACAGUCACAAAUGAGGAAAGCGAUUCAAAGGACCAGUUGUAUAUUGUGUAUAAUAAUAAAGAGGGUAACAUGAAAUUCACAUCAUGUUCUUUCUUUCUUUCUUUCUUUCUUUUUUUUAGGUUGGUUUGUCCUUGAAAGUACUUUUGUGAUUUUGUGUUAAUCUGGUUUUUACAUAAUUUAUAAAACAAAAAAAAUACCAGUUUCGCUUCAAUUUCUGAUUUGAAAAUGUAGAAUUGUAAUAAAUUCUGACACUCUGCACUCCAAAUGUUUCAGAAUCACUUUUGGAGAUUUUAUCUGCUGUACUCAAUGAGUGUAAGCUUUGUUUUGUUUUUGUUUUUUUUAAUAAACAAUAGUUUUCCUAGUGUGUCACUUUCA
Messenger RNA from Betta splendens (Siamese fighting fish), 5752 nucleotides. RefSeq names its product THO complex 2 (gene thoc2). The coding region runs from base 93 to 4778 and encodes 1561 amino acids. The record is from RefSeq and is a predicted model, not a curated record. Gene Ontology annotation, cellular component: THO complex part of transcription export complex. Gene Ontology annotation, biological process: mRNA export from nucleus; mRNA processing. Gene Ontology annotation, molecular function: mRNA binding. NCBI's taxonomy places the organism in Eukaryota, Metazoa, Chordata, Actinopteri, Anabantiformes, Osphronemidae. The transcript has 38 exons.